AGAAAAGAAAACACGGAAGUGAAGGUAUACACACUGUCGGGGCAGCGAGAAAUAAGUGCGGUGUGGCUUGAACAUGACGAGAAGGCUGACGAGGGGGAAGGCAAAUGUGUCUGGGGAGAGGAACUGGGAAAUUCUAACUGAAUCAGUCACCACAAAGGACGUCAGAGUUGUCAAGGAAUGGUUCAGACACAACACAGGUCUACAUGGGCGAGGAAGGGAGUUCCCCGAGAAUCUUCGAGACCCCGUCCAUGUUGCUGUUUCGGAUGGAAGCAAGUCCAUAUUUACUCUCCUGAUGCGUCAUGGCUUCCAAGCCAACAGACUCACACGCGGCAAACGUCGGAGCGUGCGACCCAUCCACACAGCUGCCAAGUCUGGACAACUGGGGAUGUUGAUGGCGAUGCUGAAUGACCACGACGUGCCAGUAGACACGGAGGACUCCCUCCACCAGACGCCUCUGGGGUAUGCUGUUUCUGGCCACCACACUGACAUUGUACAGUACUUGCUGUCUCAAGGAGCGGAUUGUGACCGUCCACACCGACCCCAGUCGCCCUUCAAGUCAGCAGUGUCUUCCAACAAGCUGGAUCUGGCAACACUUAUGAUACAACAUGGCGCCGACGUCAACUGCAAGGUUAGAGGGGAAGGUUGUUUGUUGAAUACAUGCGCACGUUUAAACCAUGUUGAUAUGAUGCAUCUGCUGUGCAACAAUGGAGCAAGAGUCGACAUACGUGAUGAAAACAAUGGAUUCAGCAUCCUCCACUUUGCCUUACAGAUGCCUGUUCAUGUUAAAGUGCUGAAGUUCCUCAUAAGGGUCAAUGCGCCUCUAAAUGAGGUGUGUUCUAAAGGGCGUACUGCUCUGCGUGGUGUGUUAUGUGACAGGGGCAAAUUAUUCCUACCUCCGAGGUACGUGCGACUUUUGGCUGAAGCAGGGUACGAGGUGAGGCGGGGCGACUACGACGCAGCCUGCAAUAUUCCCGCGGACCUGGGGGAGACUCUACGGCCGGAGCUGCUGAACCUUCUGGCCAAUGUCAGGUCACUUCAACAGCUGGCCUGUUUCAAGGUUCGUCAGAUUCUAGGAACCCAUCUGCCAAAGCGUGUUGGUUACCUCCCCCUACCAGCACAAGUGAAGGAUUACGUGAAACUCAAACACCUCACAGACUAAUGUGACACUCUUGUAUAAAGUGAGUAUGGUCUUACGCCGCUCUCAGCUACGUCACUGCGGAGGGUAGCAGUAAUGGUCUUCACAUGUUGCGCCCACGCCGGGAAUCGACACAAGCCCUCGGGGAACGCUCAACCACCUCAAAGCUCCAAUACGAAACAAAGACAAACUCGGUCAUUUCAAUAGUCAGCUCAACUUCAAUGCCAAAUUAAAACUGCCGAAUCUCCGACAGCUUUGGAGUUUUCAUUUGUAUGAGUCCUUUCGACACUCAUUAACUUGUUAUCUUCGCUGGUUAAAAGGGACCAUGCAAUAUCGAGUUGGCCACGAACAUGGCAGUAGACAUUGUACUGCACAUUCUCGGAGCGUAAAAAACACCACCAUGUCCACACAGUGCCUGGGCUCCAUGACUUCAAGUAUGUCUCUUCUCAGCUGCUGUGUCAAACUUGGAUGUGUCGAAUUUCCGGUUGUGCCGAACCCAUUUCGGGGUCCCAAGUAUUUAAAUAAAGCAUAAAAUGCCC
Molecule: messenger RNA, 1674 nt
Organism: Haliotis rufescens (red abalone)
Lineage: Eukaryota; Metazoa; Mollusca; Gastropoda; Lepetellida; Haliotidae
Product: putative ankyrin repeat protein RF_0381
Exons: 2
Coding region: 74-1159 (361 amino acids)
Biological process (GO): intracellular signal transduction
Molecular function (GO): protein binding
Source: RefSeq, a predicted model, not a curated record